Molecule: messenger RNA, 941 nt
Organism: Rotaria sp. Silwood2
Lineage: Eukaryota; Metazoa; Rotifera; Eurotatoria; Philodinida; Philodinidae
Source: the annotation of a GenBank genome assembly
AUGGAUGACAACGACAACAACAAAAAUACAACAACAAUUACAGAUGAAUUAAAUUCUCUUCGUUCAAUUUUACGUUCAGAUGAUCAUCUUCAAAUUCAACCAUCAGGAGAUUAUGAACAAGUUCGAGUCAAACUCGAUUAUGAUAUACAAAUAAGUUUUUUCUUUGAUUCACUUAAUACUUUAAAUAAAUCAUUAACUAUUAAUAAUGUACAUGACUUAAGAAUCAUAAAAUCAUCAAAUAAAUGUCCAUUAAAUAAUGAUCAAUGGACAAAUAUUCGUCAAUAUUUUGAUGAACUUAUUCAAAAAUCGACUGAAUCAAUUUCACUUGAAUCUAUUAUUCAAUUAAUUCAAGAUCAUUUACUAAAACUUACAAUAGCAAAUGAAAAAUCGAAACAAAAAGAUAAAAACUCAACAGAAAAUAUAUCAACAAUGUCAAAUAAAUUUCGUGGUGCUGAUUUAAUAUUACAUCGAAUAUUACAUGAUAAAACAAUUGACCGAUCACAAGUUAUAAUUGGUUAUGAAGAUCGUUUUACAGGCAUACAUGAAAUUUCAUUUAAUGAAUUUAAAAAAGUUGAUAAUCAGGAGCAUGGUAUUCCAAUGCAUCGUGUGCGAUAUUUUAAAAUUAGUGGACGUAUUGUAUGGGACAGAACGAAAAAAUUAGAUAUAUUAACGGGUAGUGAUCAAUUAAAUGAAACAUCUAAUGAUAACGGACAGACAUCUACUCUUGUGCAAGGACUCUAUAAUUUUGAUCGAUCACUUCAAAAAUGGAUUGAAUGUCCACAUAUAUCAUUAACAUCAGAUGAUUCAAAAAUUUCAUCAACAAAUGAAACAUGUCUUCCUGAACGAUGUCAUUUUGUAACAUGGAAUAUUUUAUUUGAUUAUUAUCAACCAACACUUAUUUAUACUUCUCAACGAUAUAUGUGGACAUUCAAUCCAUUUUU